Trichosporon asahii var. asahii CBS 2479 is the source of this 1905-nucleotide messenger RNA. Its product is annotated as SNF1A/AMP-activated protein kinase. Gene Ontology annotation, cellular component: nucleus. The coding region runs from base 1 to 1905 and encodes 634 amino acids. Gene Ontology annotation, biological process: intracellular signal transduction; protein phosphorylation. Gene Ontology annotation, molecular function: protein serine/threonine kinase activity; ATP binding. The transcript is spliced from 4 exons. NCBI's taxonomy places the organism in Eukaryota, Fungi, Basidiomycota, Tremellomycetes, Trichosporonales, Trichosporonaceae. The record is from RefSeq and is a predicted model, not a curated record.
AUGGCCCAACGUCCGGCUCCUCCCGUCCCGACAGGGCGCGGCGCGCGGCGUGAUAUGCCGAGCGACCGCGCCUCACGACCCAAGCCCCGCAUCGGCCAUGGCCACCCACGCGAUCACUGGACACCAAGUCGCGCUCAAGUUCAUCAACAAGAACAAGAUCACGAGCCGAGACAUGAAGGACCGUGUCAAGCGCGAGAUCCAGUACCUGAAGGUGCUCCGCCAUCCUCACAUCAUCAAGCUGUGCGUGAGGUGAAGGGUUACGCUGACCCCAGGUACGAAGUGCUCACGACGCCGACGGACGUUAUCAUGGUGAUGGAGUACGCGGGAGAAGAGCUGUUCAACUACAUUGUUGCCAAGGGCAAGGGAGGCGAGGACGAGGCGCGGCGCUUCUUCCAGCAGAUGAUCUGUGCUAUCGAGUACUGCCAUGUCCAUCACAUUGUGCACCGUGACCUGAAGCCGGAGAAGCUCUACUCUGGCCCGGAGAUUGACGUGUGGAGUGCCGGCGUCAUCAUGUACGUUUUACUCUGCGGCAAGCUGCCGUUCGACGACGACCACAUUCCGUCGCUGUUCAAGAAGAUUGAGAGUGGAAUCUACCACAUGCCGUCGCACAUUUCGAAGGAGGCGCAGCACGUCCUCCGCCGCAUGCUCGUCGUCGACCCGGUGAAGCGCGCGACCAUUGCCGAGAUCAGAAACAUGCCCUUCUUCCUCGAGAACCUGCCGGCGUACCUCCAGCCGCUGCCGCCGACGCCCAUGAUUGAGCGCUACCCGACGAUCCCGAUGGACGACCUGAACAGCUUACUGCUGAUGAACGAGUCGGGCGGCGACCCGAAACAGCUUGCAGCGGAGAAGGGCUACGUGUUCACGGAAGACCUCGGCGUCAUCGACCCGAGUAUCGUCAAGGACCUGCUGGCCAAGAUUACGACGUACACAGAGCCCAUGGUGUGGGAGGAGCUGCAAAAGCCAGGCGACAACCAGGUCAAGGUCGCGUACCAGCUUGUGCGCGACCACCGGCGCGUGCGCGACUCGAUGCAGGGGAUGAACGAGGACGACCACCGGGCGAUGGAGAACUUCCUGGCGUCGUCCCCGCCAGCGUGGAACGCCGAGUUCAACUCGACGCAGCCAAACGAGGAGAACGGCGACGUGGACUUUGAGGACGAGGACGACCCCGAGAUCCAGGAUAUCCCGAAUGCGCACUUUGACGUGCUCGACAGCAGUCUGCCUGGGCGCGGGACGCCGGCGUCGGGCGAGGGCGCAAGCCAGGUGAACGCCGAGCGAGCCGCGGCGGCCCUGCUGCCUCAGCAGGCGACGGGCCGUCCCCCGCAAAAGCCGCGGUGGCACUUUGGCAUCCGAUCGCGCAGUCCGCCGAUGGAGGUCAUGCUAGAGAUCUACAAGACGCUGCAGCUGCUAGGCAUGGAGUGGAAGGUGAAGGAGAACGUGGCUCUGCCCGAGAUCGGCCCCCCGCCUCCGGGAGGAUACGGGGAGGAGGUAGAAGAUGUGUUGUGGGCGUACAAGCAGGCGAACCCAGACGCGAGCAUCGAGAUGGGCAAGCGCCCGCCCGGCAAGAAGGAGGCAGCGGCGACAGACAAGCAGGCGCAGGGCCUGUUCUUUGUCGAGACGCGCGCGCGCUACCGCGACGUCAUGGUCCGCAUGGAUCUGCAGCUGUACCGCGUCGACGACCACAAUUACCUCGUCGACUUCCGCAACGUUGGAUACUACCCUAUCGAACCGAAGCCGCAGCAGCCCGAGGAGGUCGCCGGCACGCCGGCGCACGCGGGAAGCGUGCCGCAGCGCGAUGUGUCCCAGGGCCAUAUCCUUGGCCAUGUCUCGGGCCCCUUCCACUUCCUCGAGAUGGCGUGCCAGCUCAUUGCCGAGUUGGCCGCGGACCGCGAUGGCGCAGGCAGGUAG